AUGUUCACUCAGAAAAAGAAUCAGUAUUCGUUUGACGCCAUCAGCUGCAACAGAAACUUGGUUUAUUUGCGCGUGCACAGCCCUACAAAGAACACCUGCAUUUUGUUUUGCUUUCUUGCGCGUUUCAAGCUCAAUGUUCCAAGCUCACAAUAUCUCUUCAAAGCCAUGUCCUCUCCAUCGUCGCGCUUAGCAUUCGACAGUCAUCGCUUUGGGUCAGGCAGGAUUGGAGAUGAGGUGGGACGACGUCAAGAAGAAUGGGAAAGGGAAAUCGAGACCCUGGACCAGAAGGAGAUGGAAUUGCAUCAGUCGCAGCUGCGUUUGAUCAGGGAACAAACGGCGAUCUUUAUCCGAGACCUUGGCCUUCUGCAGGGAGAGGUUUCAGCCUUGAAAGAGAACGUGGGCAUUGGGCUGUCUUCUAACAUCAUGCCGUUGCAGAAUGAUGUCAAAGAACAGAAGGCCAAACUACUGUCCCAGGAACAAAUCAUCACAACGACGCAGAAACGAGUGGAAUACCUGGAGCGAUUGCUGGGCGAAUCAGUGGAGCGCCACUCGCAGGAGAUUGAGUCAGCCAAGUCUGCGCACGUACGACUUGCUGACGAAGCAAAAGCACGGGAGGCUCAUCACGCAUCUGUGGCAGAGCGUCUCAACUACAUUGAACAGCUGGUUGGUGACUCCUUUGAGCGCCACUCGAAGGAAAUCCAGGCUUCUCACACGCGGCUGGAGACCAUGCACAGCAGACUGGUGGCAUGUGAGUCUGACGCCAACCACAAGUCCCUGCGUGAGCGUGUCGAUUUCCUAGAAAAACUCCUGGGUGAGUCUGUGGACAAGCAUUCUGAGGGCCUGCAAGCUGCGCACUCAAACCUGCAAAAGCUCCAUGGCAGCUUGCAGGAACAGAUGUCAACCAGGAUGGAGAAGCUUCAUGGAAACGUCCAAGAAAGGCUCCAGGCCAUUGAGAAACAGCUUGGACAAGUUGAUGACCGCAGGGAAGCCCAUGCUCGAGAGUUGCAGCAGGUCAAAAGCCAGGUAGACCAAGCCCAUCAAAAGCUGGGAAAUCCAACCAAGCCCCAAAGUUCUUUGCACCAUGCUACGAUGGCAGAGAGAAUGGAGUACUUGGAAAAGCUAAUGGGCGAUUCUGCCGACAAACAUUCAAGCGAACUCGGGCAGGCGCAUACAAAGCUUGAUCAGCUUCGAGGUCGUCUCACUGAUCUAGAGGCUGCACGAGACCGGCAUCAUGCCCACAUCCAAGAAUUGGCUGGCCGGGAAAAGGAGGCCAGAGACAAGCAGCAUGAACACCACAAAGAACUACUUGGCCGAGAGCGGGCUGCCAAUGAGGCCCAUCAUGCAUCUGUAGCCGAGCGCCUCAAGUACAUCGAACAGCUGGUUGGUGACUCGUGUGAGCGCCACUCGAAGGAAAUCCAGGCUUCUCACACGCGACUGGAGACCAUGCAUGGCAGACUGGUGGCAUGUGAGUCUGAUGCCAGCCACAAGUCUCUGCGUGAGCGUGUCGAUUUCUUGGAGAAGCUCCUGGGUGAGUCUGCGGACAAGCAUUCUGAGGGCCUGCAAGCUGCGCAUUCAAACCUUCAAAAGCUCCAUGGCAGCUUGCAGGAACAGAUGUCAACCAGGAUGGACAAACUUCAUGGAAACGUCCAAGAAAGGCUCCAGGCCAUUGAGAAACAGCUUGGACAAGUUGAUGACCGCAGGGAAGCCCAUGCUCGAGAGUUGCAGCAGGUCAAAAGCCAGGUAGACCAAGCCCAUCAAAAGCUGGGAAAUCCAACCAAGCCCCAAAGUUCUUUGCACCAUGCUACGAUGGCAGAGAGAAUGGAGUACUUGGAAAAGCUAAUGGGCGAUUCUGCCGACAAACAUUCAAGCGAACUCGGGCAGGCACACACGAAGCUCGAUCAACUUAGAGGUCGUCUCACUACUUUGGAGGCAGCACGAGACCAACAUCAUGCCCACAUCCAGGAACUGGUUGGCAGGGAGAAAGAGGCCAGAGACAAACAACACGAACAUCACCAAGAAUUGCUUGGCCGAGAACGAGCUGCCAAUGAGGGCCGUCACAGGGACAUCCAUGAGGUCAUUCAAAAGGAACGUAAAGCUCGUGAGCAGCACCACGGAAUGCUUCAUGACCUCGUUCACAAGGAGAAAGCCGCUCGUGGUGCCAUUGAGGAACUCCUCGCCCAAGAGAAGGCAGAGCGAUCCAAGCACCACUCUUCCUUCGAAGAACGAAUUGAGUCGGUGCAAAAGACUCUUGGUAUUUUCGAUAGCUUGCUCCGCAAGGAGAUUGAGGAGAGAACGAAGGAGUAUCGACGCUUGUGGGAUGCGAUUGACACCCAUACCCACGACCUCUCAACGCAGGUCAUUGGUGAAGCGAGUGGAUACACACCUGAGAUGGCCGAUCCACCUCGUAGAUAUCCAUUGGCAUCCGCACCAGUUCAACAAGGAUGGACAUCGGGGGUGCAGCCGAUCGUGUACCAAGAACCCGUCGUGACAAGCUUGCCACCCACACCAGGGAUUAGACAACUUUCUCCCAUGGUGCAAGUGCAGCCAGCUUCGUCUUGGGGUGUGCAGGCAAAGUGA
Durusdinium trenchii is the source of this 2577-nucleotide messenger RNA. The record is from the annotation of a GenBank genome assembly. Lineage: Eukaryota; Dinophyceae; Suessiales; Symbiodiniaceae.